GUCUGACAGCGCUCUGCAAAGGCCGCAGUGGACCACACCGAGAGGAUCUUCACUCAGCUCAUCUGCUGGAUUGAGAGAAGCCGCUCGGAGCUCACGCAGAUGAUCAGAGAUGGAGAAAAGACUGCAGUGAGUGGAGCUGAAGAACGACUGGAGCGACUGGAGCAGGAGAUCAAUGAUCUGAGGGGGAGAAACGCUGAGCUGGAGCAGCUUUCACACACAGAAGAUCACAUCCAUUUCCUCCAGAGUUUGCAGUCUCUCUCUGUCCCUCCUGGAUCUACAGACUCAUCCAGCUUUAUUAGCAGCUCGCAGCUCGCUUUUGAUCAACUUGCUGAAUCUGUGUCUCGUCUGAGAGACAAACUGCAGCAGUUCUGCACUGAGGAGAUAGAAAUGAUAUCUAGUCGAGUGAGAACCAUUAGCACUAUUCCCACUCCUCAACCACAGACCCGUGAGCAGUUCCUCCAGUAUUCUCAACAGUUCACUUUGGAUCCAAACACAGCGCAUAACAGGCUGGUUCUGUCUGAAGGAAACACAGCGGUGGAAUAUAAACGUUCAGUCCAGCCGUAUCCUGAUCAUCCAGACAGAUUUGAUGUUUGGCCUCAGGUGUUGUGUAGAGAGAGUGUGUGUGGACGCUCUUACUGGGAGCUGGAGUGGAGCAGAGCAAGUGUGUUAAUAUCAGUGUCAUAUAAGAGCAUCAGCAGGAAGGGUUCGGGUAAUGAGUGUGGAUUUGGACGCAAUGAUCAGUCCUGGAGUUUGGAGUACUCUUCUCACAGUUUCUCAUUCUAUCAUAAUAACAUAAAGACUGAUCUCCCUAAACCCUCCGUCAGCUCCUCUAGAAUAGGAGUGUAUGUGGAUCACAGUGCAGGAACUCUGUCCUUCUACAGCGUCUCUGACACAACAAUGAGCCUCAUACACACACUCCACACCACAUUCACACACACACUCUAUCCUGGAUUCUGGGUUUGUUCAAGACUGAAGCUCUGUGAUCUGACAGUCUAGAUUUCAAGAUGUCUGAAUCAGUCAUCACUGCAUUCUAGUUUAUAAUGGCCUGUUUCCUGCUAGACAGUUGAUAGGGGGUUCUGGAUUGGUUGCUAGGUGGUUGCUAAGGCGCUGCUAGAUAGUUGUUAAGC
Danio rerio (zebrafish) is the source of this 1127-nucleotide messenger RNA. The record is from RefSeq and is a predicted model, not a curated record. Lineage: Eukaryota; Metazoa; Chordata; Actinopteri; Cypriniformes; Danionidae.